UAUUAAAAAUGUAAUGAUGGUCUUUCCGUAACUCACCAAAUAGGAAGUAGAACUUCUAACCCCAGAAGCCAGACAAAAAAGGCGUCGCCGGCGCUGGCUUCGAUUUCUCUCGGAUGAACAAAAGCCAAUAUCUCGAAUUUGCGCCGUUUACUGUUGACUGGACCAGAUUCAAAGUUUUACUGUCUGCUUUCUGAGGCAAUCUCUGAUGGAGCAGAGAGCGAAAUGGGUUGUUCUCGGCUCUAUGUCCACAUUCUUCCUCCUCGAGCUUCUUUCCAGAAGAAAGUCUCUCCCAAGUAAGGACAGAGUGAAGAAUAUUGGAUUAAAUGGUAUGUGCUUUUGUUUUGCCUGAUUCCUGGUAUUUGGAUGUCUGAAACUCAAUGUCCAUGCUUAAACUUGGAUGGGAUGCUAGCAAGUUUGCUUCUUUUUAUGUGGUAGGUGGUGCGAUUCGACAGGAGGUUUCAGUGGCAUGCUCAACUUCAGAUAGAAAUGACGGGAUUAGAGGUUCAGACCUUCUAAAGGAUGAAAUAGUUUCUGAACAACUAACCAGGAACAUUCAAUUCUUUGGUUUUGAGUCCCAAACCAAGGUGACUGCCUCGUACGUCGUUGUCAUUGGUCUAGGAGGUGUUGGAAGUCAUGCAGCAUCAAUGCUGUUGAGGUCAGGUGUUGGAAGACUCCUCUUAGUAGACUUUGACCAGGUCUCAGUUUCUUCCUUAAAUCGACAUGCCGUUGCGACGAGAGCAGAUGUUGGCAUUCCGAAAGCUGAGUGCCUGAAAAAGCAUUUUUCGUCAAUCUUCCCCGAGUGUUCUAUUGAAGCAAAAGUUCUUCUGUAUGAUAACUUAUCUGAAGAAGAGAUUCUCUCAGGCCAUCCGGAUUUUGUGCUGGACUGCAUUGACAACAUUGACACGAAGGUAGCGCUUCUAGCUGCAUGUGUUAGAAGGGGAUUAAAGGUUCUAUCUGCAACAGGUGCAGGUGCCAGAGCUGACCCAUCCAGAAUAAGAGUGGCUGAUUUAAGAGAGUCAACCAAUGAUCCAUUAUCUAGAUCUGUAAGACAUCGUCUGAGGAAGCAUCAUGGUAUAGAGGGGGGAAUACCUGUUGUCUUCUCUCUGGAAAAGCCAAAAGCCAAACUGCUUCCAUUCAAGGGACCAAGUGGAGAAGAAGAGAAUCCUUCUGAUUAUCAAAUAGUUCCUGGAUUCAGGGUGCGGAUCAUUCCUGUUUUGGGCACUAUCCCUGCAAUCUUUGGCCAAGUGAUGGCUUCCUAUGUCGUGACACAACUAGCAGGGUUUCAAGUGGAAAUGGAACCUGUUGUUAAUUUGGAUACGGAGCACUAUCAAAUGCUUCAUCAACGCCUUAUUGAACAUGAGGAGUCCCUGUAUGGCACAGCCAUGCAGGUUCAGGUGGAUGUGGAGGAAGUGAAGUACAUUGUGAAAGAACUCUGGCAUGGUCGAAGUGCCAGAGAACCAUACGCCAAAGAUGUUGGACGAGGGAUGUGGCGAGCUGUUAAUGAAUUAAUGCUUGUAAGAUGGGACUCAGAGAAGCCAGCGUCAGUAUCAAAUCUAAUUCUUCUAAAAUUUAUGGAGGCUGAUGAACACGAAUCAAGAACAUUGGAUGAUAUAAAGGAGAAAGAACCAGAAUUUUUCCAGACGGUGACUACUGUCUUGAAGCGAGCACAGCUCGAAUUUGGCUCCGAAUGACUUCUUAGUUAUGUUAUGCCUAGGCACGUUGUGGCUUUGUAGCAAUCACAGGUCUCUUCUUACUUCUUUCUCUGAGGCCUGAGCUACAGAUGUUUGUACAAUACCUGAUUCUCAAAGGGACCAAAAAGAGGCCAGGAAGGCCUGCCGAGACAUCGUCGGACUGAGCUUCGCCAAUUAGCAAGAAAAUUAGCAUGGCUUUUGAAAUACAGUUAGUGAAAUUAUGUACUCAACCAGUCAGUUCGAUACAAUAAGGUAUCAAUGAAUAUUAGUUGUGGCAAAUUCGUGGUUUUCCAUCGCAUUGUACGA
Molecule: messenger RNA, 1997 nt
Organism: Linum tenue
Lineage: Eukaryota; Viridiplantae; Streptophyta; Magnoliopsida; Malpighiales; Linaceae
Source: the annotation of a GenBank genome assembly